GCUUUUAAAUCAUGAUAAUGUCAUAAUUUAAUGGCGAGGUCGGGAGAAAACGUCAUUGUGACAGAAUGGCAGUAAAUCUAGAAAGUCAGUUACAAUUUUUGUUAAGUACUUAUUUCUGUAUUUAUUUUAUAAAAAUGGAACAUCGUGUAUUUGGUAAAUCGUAAAAACAGAGUACAGAGAAUGUGUCGUGAACAGUUUCUUCCAGUGCUGAUAAAAGGAAGUAAAUCUUAUUAAAAAGAAGUGUAUUAUAAAAUUUCGGCCCGCCGUUAAAGUGAACGGUUGCGAAAACUGUACGUGUCGUGUUUGCAAAUGCAUUGUUAGUUUUACAUAGGGUUCUUGACCGUAAUACGGUACGGAUGUAAUGGAGGAUUAUAAAUUUCUCUUUAAAGUUGUGCUCGUAGGAAAUGCGGGUGUCGGCAAGACUUGUCUUGUGCGAAGAUUUACCCAGGGAUUAUUUCCUCCAGGUCAGGGUGCAACAAUAGGUGUUGAUUUCAUGAUAAAGACUGUGGAAGUAGAAAAUGAGAAAGUUAAGCUUCAAAUCUGGGAUACUGCUGGCCAAGAAAGAUUUCGUUCAAUAACCCAAAGCUACUAUAGGUCAGCUCAUGCUUUGAUUUUAGUUUAUGAUAUUUCCUGUCAACCUACAUUUGACUGUUUACCAGAUUGGUUAAGAGAAAUUGAAGAAUAUGCAAGUAAUAAAGUUCUUAGGAUAUUAGUAGGUAAUAAAAUUGAUCGGGAAGAUAGAGAAAUACCAACACAUGUAGGAGAAGAUUUUGCACAAAGACAUGGAAUGUACUUUUUAGAAACUUCUGCUAAAGAAGCAGAAAAUGUAGAACGAUUAUUUAUGGAAAUAGCAGCUGAACUUAUGGAGCAAGCACGUAGUAAGGAAUUACCUAGAUAUGAAACAAAUACAACCUCAAUAAAUGGAAAAACAACAUCAAUCGGUGAUACAAGUAAUUGUGGUUGCAGCCGACUUUCUUAAGUAGUUUUUAUAUCUAUUAUUAAGUCAUCCAAAAAAAUGCAUAAUUUCAGUUGCUAAAUAUGUAUGUAGAACACUAUCAUACAAUUUUUAUAGAGUAUGAGGAUUGAAUGCAAUAUUAGGCGAUCUUCUACAA
Messenger RNA from Frieseomelitta varia, 1112 nucleotides. Its product is annotated as ras-related protein Rab-30-like. Lineage: Eukaryota; Metazoa; Arthropoda; Insecta; Hymenoptera; Apidae. The record is from RefSeq and is a predicted model, not a curated record. Gene Ontology annotation, molecular function: GTPase activity; GTP binding. Gene Ontology annotation, cellular component: trans-Golgi network. Bases 362 to 979 code for a protein of 205 amino acids. The transcript has 6 exons.